GUGUGUGUUUGUGUGGAUGUUCACGUCCAGUGUUUGGUUGAAGGUGUUCUUCAUGUGUGUGUAUGAUCAGGGCUGGAGAACAUGUACCAGCUGACACGUAACAACAAGUACAUGCUGAGAGUGGAUCUGGAGGACUUUGAAGGAAGGAAAGGUUUCGCUCUGUACUCAUCCUUCUCUGUGGGUUGUGAAUGUGCUGGUUAUCAGCUGCAUGUUUCUGGAUUCACUGAUGGAGGAGCAGGCGACUCUUUAUCUGGCCAUAAUGAUCAGAAGUUCUCCACCUUCGACAAAGACCAAGACUCCUAUGAAAAGAACUGUGCCAAACUGUAUCUCGGGGCAUUUUGGUACGCAGCCUGUCACUAUGCAAACCCCAACGGUGCGUAUUUAUGGGGCGAAGAUCCCACCCAUCAUGCCAUUGGUGUUGUUUGGUCAGCAUGGAAGAAUUACGCAGUCAGUAUGAAAUCAAUCAGCAUGAAGAUCAAAUAUGUUUCUUAGAAACAAUACAGUACUCCUGAAGGGGAAAUUUUUCCUGAUUAUUCAAGAGCUUAACAACAAUAUUUCCCCUCUUAGCUGUGUAACUGUGUGAAUGUGUUGAAUAUUUCUCAUCUACGUGUAUAGCUGCUCGUGUAGCACAUUAAAACCAACUUAAUCCAUAUUUAGAUGAAUUGUCACUUCAUAAACCUUCAA
Messenger RNA from Sinocyclocheilus grahami, 684 nucleotides. RefSeq names its product microfibril-associated glycoprotein 4-like. NCBI's taxonomy places the organism in Eukaryota, Metazoa, Chordata, Actinopteri, Cypriniformes, Cyprinidae. The transcript has 3 exons. The coding region runs from base 82 to 492 and encodes 136 amino acids. The record is from RefSeq and is a predicted model, not a curated record. Gene Ontology annotation, cellular component: fibrinogen complex. Gene Ontology annotation, biological process: fibrinolysis; blood coagulation, common pathway; blood coagulation. Gene Ontology annotation, molecular function: protein-macromolecule adaptor activity; extracellular matrix structural constituent.